AUGCUUUACACUCAUUUGAAAAAAACGCCCCUUCUUCUCAUCUUCAUGCAGAUUAUAUUGAUUUCAAUGGUUCAUGGCACUAGAAAACAAGGAAAACUGAAGGAAAUGUAUGUAUGUGGAAAUAGCGCCUACCCAUUACGUGCAGUAGAGAAUGCCUUCGUAUCUGUCACAAGACUUUUUCGAAAAGGCAAAACGAAUCAACUUAUCCCAUAUACAGGUACCACUAGACUUCCCAUCUUUAAAGGCUGGACCGGCGAUUAUUAUGAGGCGAAAGUCAAAGGAAGCAUAUUGUGGGAUUUUUCUAGCACAAAACGAAAAGUAAAGGGUUACGUUGUAGUCAACAAAGGUCGUGAAGGUGGCAGCCUAAUAGGUGUCGUGGGAAUAAGUGACGAUGGCACCUACUCCGUGUGCGAGAAAAAGAAUCUUAGAUCUACGAGAUCUUCUGCUCUAAAAUACAAUUGA
Messenger RNA from Blumeria graminis f. sp. triticale, 462 nucleotides. The record is from the annotation of a GenBank genome assembly. NCBI's taxonomy places the organism in Eukaryota, Fungi, Ascomycota, Leotiomycetes, Helotiales, Erysiphaceae.